ACAAAGGAGAAGCCAUUCAGCUGUGGGAUUUGCAGCAAGGCCUUCUCUCGGAAAGGUCAUCUAGUACAGCACAUGGGAAUACAUACAAAGGAGAAGCCAUUCAGCUGUGAAAUUUGCAGCAAGGCCUUCUCUGAGAAAGGUACUCUAGUAAGGCACAUGAGAGUACAUACAAAGGAGAAGCCAUUCAGAUGUGAGGUUUGCAGCAAGGCCUUCUCUGAGAAAGGUACUCUAGUAAGGCACAUGAGAGUACAUACAAAGGAGAAGCCAUUCAGCUGUGAGAUUUGCAGCAAGGCCUUCUCUGAGGCACGUACUCUAGUAAAGCACAUGAGAGUACAUACAAUGAAGUCAUUAAUGUAUGAAAUUUUCAACAAAGCUUUUCACGAAGAAAUUAUCUAGUUAAAUAUACAGGAGUACGUGAUAUUACAAUACAGGGAGUAACCUUACUGCUGUAACAUUUACAAUAAAGCCUCACUUGAAAAUAGCCUAGUGAACUAUAUGAUAUUACAUAGAAAGGAAGAGCCAUACUGUUGUGUGAUAUGCUACAGUUGUAAAAUCUAUAAUAACUAGACUAUCGGGCCAUUAGAGAGUACACAAAGGAUAAGCCGUAUGAUCUCCUAGUGCAACACAUAAUAACCCAAAGAAGACAUUUCCUGGGGAACACGUGACGGUAUCAAAUACCAUUAUAUUUCAUCUAAAAGGAACAAACUUCUUGAUACUAUUGGGAAAGAAUUAUCCCAUGCUUUAUAGAAUCUUCUGAAUUAUGCUAUGGAUAAAAUUUUUGACAGAGUUCUUUCGAGAAUAAGAAACUUUUAUGCGUUAUGCCCUGUAUUUAAUUCUCCAUGUUUGUUUUGUUCUGGUAAACUCACGUAUGUUAUUACUGAACAGACCACUACUGGUCAUGGCUUUCGAGAAAGCGGCUCCUCCGCCUCCUCAAUAUGGCAAUUAAUGUGGGAAAAAAAGCUUCUAUUUCUUAUAAUGAGAAGGAAAUUCAUGCAUUCCAUAUAAAAUAAUGCAUGAAAUGUUUUCUUUUAUUGAUUAAACAAAAGAAAACCGACACACUUUCAUGGCUAUAUCUAUAUCUAUGUAGAUAUAUAUUUCUAUACAUAUAUAUAUUUACAUAUAUGUAUACAUAUAUACAUAUCUAUC
Molecule: messenger RNA, 1146 nt
Organism: Penaeus indicus
Lineage: Eukaryota; Metazoa; Arthropoda; Malacostraca; Decapoda; Penaeidae
Product: zinc finger protein 679-like
Exons: 1
Coding region: 73-396 (107 amino acids)
Biological process (GO): regulation of transcription by RNA polymerase II
Molecular function (GO): DNA-binding transcription factor activity, RNA polymerase II-specific; RNA polymerase II cis-regulatory region sequence-specific DNA binding
Source: RefSeq, a predicted model, not a curated record